Messenger RNA from Poecilia latipinna (sailfin molly), 27680 nucleotides. It is a transcript of the gene macf1a, whose product is annotated as microtubule actin crosslinking factor 1a. The record is from RefSeq and is a predicted model, not a curated record. Gene Ontology annotation, molecular function: calcium ion binding; structural molecule activity; cadherin binding. Gene Ontology annotation, cellular component: actin cytoskeleton; microtubule; intermediate filament. The transcript is spliced from 104 exons. Gene Ontology annotation, biological process: wound healing; regulation of microtubule-based process; intermediate filament cytoskeleton organization. Lineage: Eukaryota; Metazoa; Chordata; Actinopteri; Cyprinodontiformes; Poeciliidae. The coding region runs from base 1869 to 26996 and encodes 8375 amino acids.
AGAGGAGAGAGUGAAGCUGCAGCAGCCAGCAGAUAAAAGCUUUUUCUCUCCGUCUGCUGGCGUCUGCGAGCCGCGGAUAAAACCAAGCCGUGCAGCCGGCAGAGGGAGCGGCGGAUCUGGUCUGCCUGCCGCCGGUUCGCCAGGCCUCAAACCACAAAUAGGGACAGAUCUGAGCUGAUCGGAGGGACCGCCCAACAACGCAGAAACACUCGGUGCCGUUCCAGCCUCCAGCGUAUCAAUCGGAUCGGCUUCUCUGAAGGUUUCGUUUCAGCCGGAGACACCUCGCGUCUUUGUUUCUGGGAGGACGCAAUGUUUUAGGCUCCUCUGCGGUCCUACGUGAUGCUCUGGACUAUCCUUCACCGGAGUCUGAAUCUUUUUGGCUCUGCUCCAGAUUCGCUGCACAUCUGCACAAGAAGAAGCUAACUGAUGACCAGAACUGCUUUCUGUUUCGACUUCCCAGCCUGGGAGUCCAGAGGCCUGUUCCUAAUUAGGAAAAAACAGACUUGAGGAGUUAAGGGGACUGUGGACGUGUUUUUGACAUACUGAUCCAAGUCCUGCCCUCGUCCUGCAAACUGUGGGGUUUUCCAGCUGUUGCAUCGUCGCACUGCACCACCUGAUGAGGAGAUGGGGCUCCUGAGUUCCAAAGGGCUUCUGGCAAAAUGACAACUUUAAACCUCAGGGAAUGAGAUGGAGUGGAAAGUCUUGUGAUCCCAGCUUUUCAGAACUGCAAAGUCAUAUUCAGACUUUUAAUUGCCACCACACUGAGGAUAAAAACAUGUGUCAGAAGAGCCAAAUCAUCACAGGAGAAAUCUCCUGAACGGUUCGGAUUAGACGUGAGGAGCGGUGGAAAUCAGACUGAGUCUUUAGUAAGCUGUCAGAGUAUUGGCUGGACUUCCUGCAAUCUGUUGCAGCAUUGGCUGAUGGCUCCCUCUGUCACACACAUCCAGACUGCAGGACGUGCAGCAGGAAUACCAUGGGAAGACUCUAUAUACUGAUCUCUCUUCUUCUCUGCUGCAUUAACAUUACCACAGCGUGGUCUGUGGAUCAUUAAUUCAUGAGCUUAGAUAGAGCUCUAGCUCUUGGAUCCCUUCAUACUGGUUCUGUUGAUUGGAAUGAAACGGGAGCAGAUCAGAAGGUUUUUCUCACCUUGAGAUAUAGCUGUCUUCAAUUUUCCUGGGACUUUUAAUGAUUGAUGGAAGAUGAGACUAGAAAACAAGUUGACAUUGGCUGUGUAUUGAAGGCGGGACGGCUGGAGAAUCCCAGAUAGGAUGAAAGUGACUCUGAUGUGUUGCCUUAGACUAGCUACCAAUAAAUCCGAGUCCUAAGCUGGACUGAGCUGAUUUCCACCUGUCUCCUUUCACAGGACAAACGGACUGGAGAAUAUUCUUCCUGGAUUGAUAUUUUGGAAGGUAGCGAAGUAAAAACCAGCCUCUCGUUCAACGCUUUGCUUCAUUCAGAGGGUCUGGGCUCUCGGCUAUUGAGCGACAGUUGCUUCCUCGAGGUGCAACUGUUGCUCUGAAGUUUUCAUCUUUUGCCUGUGACGUAUGUAACGUGCCAGUUCAACGCAGUGAAGCUUGCCAAGAAGUGCCGAGCUGAACAAGAUGACUGUCAAUGGUCAUUCAAUAUUUGGAAGCUUGACCAACAUUCGCUUCCCUCGCUGCCAUUGCUAAAACUACAAACGGUGCAGAAAAUCAUUCACAAGUCCUUCUGUUUGCUAACUGGCCCCGUUGAAUCCAACUCAGUGGGAGAAAGCCUGGAGAUUUGAAUCAAGAGGAUUGGCGCAGGAAGGCAAUGGCCAGACCUUAGAGGUUGAUCUUUCAGCUUAGCUUUUCGCUGCCUUCAUUCUUCCCCGGGGCAUCACCAGAGACAUGGGGAAUUCAAUGGGUUGCGUUCGGCCUCUUCGGGAGGGCGAUCCAGACGGCGCACCGACCCUGACACCAAAGAAACGUCUUCGCUUCAGACGUAAGCAGAAGGGCAAUAAGAACCGGAGGGCUGGGGAGGAGAAACAGACCUGGGUCCAUGAGUCCGACGAGGUCGACCUGGUGAAGGAGAAAAAUCCUGAAGGUGCGGAGUGCAGCAGAACAGUGCCUGAAUCCCAUUUAAGUCAUUCCAGAACCGAUCCACACAGCAAUACUUUGUCUCCCAGCUCUAUGGGCGGACUGUUGAGCAGCCGAAUACUCGAAGCGACUCCCAAGCCCAGUCCAGCCUGGAGAGGAGUCUUCUGCCUUCCUGGGGAGGAAGACACGGUCAGCGCCAUCAUUGACGUCUCCAGCAUCCCGAGCCAAACCACAGCCACCACCCCGGUCAACACGGCGUCGGCCCUGGGCAGUACCACUCCAGGAGGAGGCAGGGUCUGCCGGGUUAGGGAGAAAGUUCAAGGCAUUCUGGAAAAACCUUGGAUACACAAAAGAGAAGAGGAGAAGGAGAAAGUGAGUAAGGAUGGAGGGGGAAACAGGCCAAAGGCGGUAGUAAAGGAGCAUAAAGGUGUAGUCCACAUCCGAGAGGUGGAUGGGAAGCUCUGCGUGGUGCGGACGGUCUACCCCAGUGAUCUGGGCUCCCCGCUGCGGAAGGACAACGAGGUGGAUGUUCAUAAAGAACCUCCGGCACCAUCGCCCGCCACAGGAAACAUCCUGAAAGUUCAGCUGGUAGAAGCAGCAGGUGAUUCUCCAACAUCUUCCGGCCAUUUGCACAUCCAGGACGCCAUGAAAACUUCGUCUCUUUUCGAGUCGGGCUACUCCAGCGAUCUUCCUCUGACAUCUCCAGAAACGGCAGGUACCACUCCCAGUCAGACGGACUGGGGAGGCCUGACCAGCAGCUCGUCUGAGAAACUGGACUCUACCCUGGAGAGUCCGCUGGUGCCGCAGAAACUGGCGGCUUCAAAGCACCUGCCGCAGAUCUCAGAGAUCUACGUCUGCGGCGAGUCCGCUGACCUCACAGCCAAAGAGAAGCUGCUGCUAUGGAGCCAGCAGGCCACCGAGGGCUACCCCGGCCUCCGCUGCACCAACUUCAGCUCGGCGUGGAGCGACGGCCGCAUGUUCAACGCGCUGCUGCACAGAUACAGGCCGGACCUCAUCAACAUGGAGGCCGUGACCCGGCAGAGCAACCGGGAGAACCUGGAGCAGGCCUUCGAGAUCGCCGAAUCGCUGGGCGUGACCAGGCUGCUGGACGCCGAGGAUGUCGACGUUCCGUCUCCAGAUGAGAAGUCCGUCAUCACUUACGUCUCCUCGAUUUACGACGCUUUCCCUAAAAUCCCAGAGGGAGGAGAAGGCAUCGCUGCACAGGAAGUGGACCAGCGCUGGUCGGAGUACCAGUCCAGGUUCUCGUCUCUGCUCCAGUGGAGCCGCCAGCAUACGGGCCUCAUGGCCAAGAAGAACUUCCCACAGAACCCAGUAGAACUCAAGGCACUUUAUAACGAGUACAUCCAUUUCAAAGAGACGGAGAUCCCCAGCAAGGAGACGGAGAAGUCUCACAUCGAGCAUCUCUACAAGCUGCUGGAGGUCUGGAUCGAGUUCGGCCGGAUUAAGCUUCCUCCGGGCCUCCAUCCCAACGAUCUGGAGGAGGAGUGGGGCAAACUGAUCCUGGAGAUGCUGGAGCGGGAGAAGGCCCUGAGGCCGGCCGUGGAGAGAGUGGAGCUGCUGCUGCAGCGAGCUAAUAAGAUCCAGAACACGGCCGUGGACUGUGAGGAGAAACUCACCCUGGCCAAGAACACGCUGCAGGCCGACGCGUCCCGGGCCGAGAGCGGCGAGGCGGUGCAGUGCGAGAGAGAAAUGGCGUGUUACCUGCAGGACUGCGAGGCGCUGAUCCGGCAAAUCGAGCAGGAUCUGAAAGUCCUGCGAGAGGAAAAGUACUACCAGGUGGACCAGCUGGCCUUCAGAGUUAACUGCCUUCAGGAGGAGCUGGUCUCGCUCCGGCUGCAGUGCUCCAGCGUCUACAGAAAGGGCCACUUCUCUCAGGCCCUGGGGCCCACCGGCACGGAGCCGCCCUGGCAGAGAGCCACAGACGGAGGCCUCUCUCUGGGUCAGACCCUGCUGGGCGCUGUGGGGGCCGCGGGGGCCGUUGGAGCCGCACUCCUGCGGCGGCCGAUGGCGCGCUCCCAGCUGGUGGCCAUGUCGUCAUCAGAGGACGAAGGAAGCCUGAGGUUCAUCUAUGAGCUGCUGGGAUGGGUGGAGGAGACACAGGAGCUGCUGGAGGGAGCAGAAUGGGGCGCAGACCUCCCCUCUGUGGAGAACAACCUGCAGGAGCACACCACCAUCCACACGGCUGUGGAGGAGCUGCUGAGCAGCCUGCAGGAGGCGCGCAGCUACGAGGCUAAAGUAUCCCCAAACUAUAAAGGCAGCUACUCUGAAACCCUGGCCAAACUGGAGCACCAGUACUGCAAGCUACUGGAACAUUCGUCAUGCCGCCUGCAGAGCCUGGAGAGUUUGCACGCGUUCGUGUCCCGCUGCACCGAGGAGCUGAUCUGGCUCAACGAGCGCGAGGAAGAGGAGAUCUCCUUCGACUGGAGCGACGGCAACGCCAACAUGAGCGCCAAGCGGGAGCUGUACGAGGAGUUGAAGUUGGAAUUGGCAGAGAAACAGGAUAUGAUGCGUUCCAUCCAGGAAACGGCUGGCCGGCUCUGUCAGGAAAACCAUCCGGCCAAACAGACUGUGGAGGCCUACAGUGCAGCGCUGCAGACGCAGUGGCAGUGGGUGGAGCAGCUGUGUGUUUGUGUUGAGCAGCAUCUCAAAGACAACACCGCCUACUUCCAGUUCAUGAGCGACGCCAGGGACUGCGAGUCGUACCUGCGGCAGCUUCAGGAGACGAUAAAGAGACAGUACACCUGCGACAAGAACAGCCGGCUGAGCAAACUGGAGGACCUGCUGCAGGACUCCAUGGAGGAGAAGGAGCAGCUGAUUGAGUACCGUAGUACGGUGGCCAGCCUGGUGGGUCGGGCCAAGACGGUGGUCCAGCUCCGGCCCCGAGGCGCGGAGAGUCCACUGGGUGGCGCCACACCCAUCAGAGCCAUCUGCGACUACAAACAGAUCGAGACAAACGUUCAGAUCACCAUCAACCGGGGCGAGGAGUGUGUGCUGGAGGACAACUCCCAGCGGACCAAGUGGAAGGUGAUCAGCCCGACUGGGAAUGAAGCCAUGGUUCCCUCCGUGUGCUUCUCCGUCCCUCCCCCCAACCAGGAGGCCAUCGACACGUCCAGCAGGGCGGAGCAGCUCUACCAGAAGGUGAUGUCUCUGUGGCAUCAGCUGCAUGUGAACAUGAAGAGCGUGGUCACGUGGCACUACGUCCUCAAAGACAUCCGGUCCGUCUCCGACUGGACUCUGGACUCGGUUCGCAGUCAGAGUCCAUCGGAGCGGCAGCAGCUGCUGGACCACAUGGCGUCUCAGCUGGCCGACUUCCUGUCCGACAGCAGGGAGAGCUCGCUGUUCACGGCGGCCGAGAGACGGGAGCUGGAGCGGGAGGCUGAGCAGGCACAGCAGCACUGCCAGGACCUGCUGCGCCACAUGGAGACAGCGGAGAAAGACGAGUCGGUGUCGCGGUCGUACCUGUCGGAGCUGCAGGACGUCACGCUGCGUCUGGACGAGGCCGAGCGCCGGCUGACCAGGGCCAUAGAGACUCCGCCUCCCAGCCGGCUGUCCAGCGCCGGCUUCGACAACACGCUGCAGAUCGCAGAGCAAGAGAAGCUGCAGUCUGAGCUGGACUCUCUGCGCUGCGGUCUGGGCGACGUGUCGCGGCGCUGCGUCCGGUUCUUUGAGGAGAAGCCGUCGUCCUCCAGCGUUCCCGUCCUGCGCUCGCAGCUCGGUCAGGCCGUGGAGCGAACCGACAGGCUGCACCACCUGUCAGCGCUCUACCUGGAGAAGUUAAAAACGGUCGACGUUUUGGUGCGGAGCCUGGAUGAAGCGGAGAGCCAGGUCAGGAAGUAUGAGAGCAGGCUGAGCGAGGAGGACAUCGUUCCCGCCGACACCGGCGCCAUCCAGAACCUCAGAGACCAGCUGGGGCGGUGGCAGGCGGAGCUGUCAGAACAAGAGGAGACUUUCCAGGCCCUGCAGGUCCAGCUGGGCCGGGCCAAAGAGGCGGGAGCUGAGCUGGGGAAGCUGCAUGUGGACCGCAGCCCCGAGCUGGAGCGCUACCAGGAGAGAGCCAAUCAGAUGGCAGAGAGGUGGAGCGGCGUCAAGCGGCAAACAGAAACACGGCGGUCGGACCUGGAGGUUCUAGGCUCGGUGCUGCAGCAGUACAGGCAGAACCACUUGGCUCUGAUCCGGUGGAUCGAAGAGACGACGGAGAGGCAGGAGAGCGCCCAGGCCGGACAGACGGACAGCAGGGCGCUGUCGGAGCAGCUGGCCCAGCAGACGGCGCUGGUGGCUGAAAUCGAGCAGAAUCAGACCAAACUAGACGAGUGCCAGACUUACUCCAAACAGUACUGCACCUCCGUCAAGGAUUAUGAGCUGCAGCUGAUGACCUACAGAGCGUUUGUGGAGUCGACGCAUAAAUCCCCAGUGAAGAGGAGGAGGAUGCACUCUUCAUCUGACGCCGUCACUCAGGAGUUCAUGGAUUUGCGGACGCGCUACACGGCGUUGGUGACGCUGACCACCCAGCAUGUGAAGUACAUCAGUGACGCCCUGAGGAGACUGGAGGAGGAGGAGAAAGAGGUGGAGGAGGAGAAGCAGGCCAGAGUGGGCCAGGUUUCGGAGCUGCUGGGCUGGGUCAAAGGUCUGCAGGGUCGGACCGGCGGCCCCAGCGCCGAGUCGUCGCUGGCAGCGCAGCAGGCCAUCAGCGAACAGCUGGCAGGGAGGAAGGAGCAGGUGGCUGAGGCCAUACGCAGCACGCAGGGCUUCCUCUGCUCCAAACAGGCCAGCAAGUUGUCCCCGGAGGAGCGCGCUGCAGUGGAGGCUCAGCUGGACGAACUGACGGCCACCUACAACCAGCUUCUGGACAGCUCCACCCAGCAGCUGCAGCAGCUGGAGCAGCAGCUGGCCAGAGAGGAGGAGAGAAAGAACCGAGCUGCCAUUGGAGGCGUGAUCGACCUGGGCACCGUGGAAACCUUCUCGGUGUUUCAGGCAGCCCAACGGGGUCUCAUCGACCAGGACACCUGCAGUGUUCUGCUGGAGGCCCAGCUGGUCGCGGGUGGACUCGUUCGACCAGAUGCAACGGGGGUUUAUUCAUUGGAUCAUGGUCUAACUGAAGGCCUCAUUGAUGCUCACACCUGUCAGUCACUAGCUGAACUUGAGAGUGCCAUGGAGUUGAUAAAGCAGUCUGUGGGUGACCAAAAGCUUUUGCCCGUAGCUGCAGCCAUGGAGUCAGGGUUGAUCACAGAAGAGGUUGGACUUCGUAUACUUGAAUUUCAGAUGAACAGUGGUGGACUCAGAGACUCAUGUGGGAAAAUCAUGAGUUUGGAACAAGCAGAGGAUAUGAGAGUUUUGCCUUCCAGGAUCUUAAACAAGCUUUACUCUAGAAUUCAACACAAAGAGUUGCUCGAUCCAAACACAGCUGAAAAGGUCAACAUAGAAGAGCUGAAGCUGCGUUGUAUUCCUGAUGAUGACUCAGGUCUCCUCCUCCUUCCUGUCAAACAGCAGCCUGGAGGAACCGUUUGCCUCCGAUCUGGUAGAAAAGUUGGCAUCUUUCGCGCCGUCCAGGAGGGACUGAUCGACCGGGCGGUUACCGUGAGGCUUCUUGAGGCCCAGCUGUUCGCCGGUGGCAUCAGUGACCCACGUUCUAGCCACCGGCUGACAAUUGGUGAGGCUCUUCGUCAUGGGCUUAUGGACCAGGAUUUAGCUUGUGCCAUGUUAGCACGACAGCUGCAGAAUGGGGGGAUUCUUGACCCGCUCAGUGGGCAACGCCUGGAUUUAGAGGAGAGCAUUCACAGGGACCUUCUCUCCCCUCGUUUGGCUCUGUUGGUUCUUGAGUCUCUUUGGACUUUCACAGGACUCCUUUGGCCUGAAUCUGGAGAGCUGAUGCCCAUUGCAGAGGCUCUUCAACAAGGGCUGAUAUCAGGUGAUCUAGCAAGAAACAUUUUAAGACAGAGACAUGCCAUUGGAGGGCUGUACAGUGCAGAAACCCUCAAAGUGUUACCCCUUAAUCAAGCUACAGAAGAAGACCUUGAACCUGAUGUUGCAAAAUGUCUCCGAGACAUUCAUAUACCAGACGUUCUCUACAACAUGACCCAGUCUGGUACUCCAUCUCUAAACCGCCUGAGCUGGGGAUCGACCAGCUCCUCUUCUCCGCCUCCAUCGUCUUCUACAGGCUUCAUGUGGGAAGCUUCACCAAACAAUAGGGUCGAUCCUGAAGUUCAAGCCAAAGACAAGCUUUUCUUUCACCUCAUGACUCACAGCUAUGUGGAUGCACAUUCUGGAAAAAGGCUUGUGCUCCUUGACCAAGAUCUGGUGCUUCUAGUUAAAGGCUCUUGUUUGGCUGCAGGAGAAUCGAGUGAAGCCGAGUCAUUAAACAAGUUGGUUGGAGAUAAACUGCAGACAUUGGGCAGUGGGGAAAAUGUUAGAAUGACAAAUGAAGCAGAACACAGCUCUGAUCUGGAAACUUCAAUAGAUAACAUUGAAAUGGUGAAUAUAAGUGACGGUGGAAAGGACAUCAGAUUACCACCGAAGUUACCUGAAACCAUAGGCAGAUAUGGCCUUUCUGAUCCUGAACCUUCUGUUUACACAAACGUACAUAAAGAAAAAGAAGAAGAGUCCAGUUUGCAAAGUGAAAUGAUUUCAUGGAACUAUCAAGAUGUAAUAAAACACAAAGCCAAUGCUGUAGGUGAAACCAUUCCUCAACAUCUAGAGGUCAAAGAUACAAUCACAAAAACAUCUUUUGAAUUGGAGGAAGGCAUUAAAAGUGGCACACAGCAGGAACGAAUUCCAAAAGUAAAAGAAAGUAAGGAGAUAAAUCUGAGAGAGGCUCAAGAACUCAAAGGUACAAAAAGUUCUCCAACCGAUUUAGCAAGUGUGUCUGAAACAGACGUUGACUUCAAGGGAUCAAAGACUGCGGUGGAUGAGCCAUUGAUGGAGGAGCGAGAGGAGAAUGCCGAGUUGGAGAGAUUGGUCCUGGAGCUCAAACAGGGAGGUCUGAUGACAGAGGAUGGAGAGAAGCUGCUGCCAGAUGAAGCAGUAGCUCAAGGUGUCCUUCCUGGUCAUACAGCAGUUAAAUUGAUGGCUCAGGCAGGCCUGUUUGGGGGAUUCCUAGAUGCCACCAGUGGGGAGUCGCUGAGCUUGGAGGAAGUGAUGCAGGAGGGCUUACUAGAUGAAGAUCUUAUGUGGGGUGUCCUGAAGUCAGAUAAAACCCUUGCCGGUGUUGUGGACAUCGAGAAAGGCCAGAUCUGUGGGGUGAGGGAUGCAGCUCAGGCUGGGCUCAUUGAUCCUAACACUGCUGCUCGACUCCUAGAAGCCCAGGUUGCAUCUGGAGGGAUUGUCGACUUACGCAGGGAUAAGAAAGUCUCUGUCACUUUAGCAGCAAACCUGGGUCUAAUUGAAGAAGACCAAAGAGAGGAACUGAUUGCUCUUGAAAAGGCUUUCAAAGGAAAGGAUACAGACUCUGCAACCAGCCUCAGAAAGGCAAGUUUACAGCUGCAGAUGGAGGGUGUUGUCGACCCUGAAUCCAAGUCUACAGUUCCUUUAGAACAAGCAAUUAAGAAAGGGUUAAUUAGAUCUGAUGAGGCCUAUCAGGUGUUGGCGAGACAGGUGGCUGAAGGUGGCAUAAUCCACCAUGCUUCAGGAAUGAGACUCUCUGUCUCUGAUGCUGUAGAUAGAGGACUUGUGGAUCGGUCCAUAGCUCCGGGGCUUGAGGAACUAGAAUGGAUCUAUCGAGGAAAAAUCAGUGCCUCAACCAAACCAGAAGCAAUUGCUUUCCAGGCAACAACUGGAGCUGUUUUGGACCCUGACAGUGGAGUUAGGCUGACACUGACAGAAGCUGUGUCGAAGGGUCUUCUAGAUGACAAGAUGGCCACUGAAGUCAUGGCUUCUCCGGUGGUAACGCAGGGAACAAUUGACCCGAAAACUGCACAGAUUGUGCCUUAUUCAGAACUUGUGAGUCAGGGUAAGAUUGAUAUUGAAACAGGCAAACGCUUCUUGGAGGUGAAGCCCUUCCAAGGUGUUCAGGAUAAGCAAUCCUUGGAGACCCUGACCCUCCCUGAGGCUGUUGCUUUGAAGUGGGUUGAUCCAGUUCCAGCUGUAAGGUUGCUCCAAAGCCAGGCAGACACUGGUGGGAUCAUUGAUAUCUACACUGGAGAGAGGCUCCCACUGCCUGAAGCCGCUGCCAGAGGUUUAGUAAGUGGUGAUAUGGUCAAAGAAAUAGCCACCAACCAGUUUGUCAAAGGAGGUUUGGUUGAUCCAGCAACUGGACAGCGAGUGUCAGAUCUUAGUGAUGCCAUCACUUCCCAGCUGUUGACGAGAGACCUGGCUUUGGAGAUCCAGGAGACGCUAAAGGAAAACUUUCCAGAUGAUCAUUUUACAACUGUUAUAGCUACUGGGCCAAGAAUUGACACACCAGCAAACAUGUCUGCAAACACUAGGAUGUCCUCAGGAUCUCCAUCUUCUGUUAGAGGUUUAGAAGUUACGUACAGUUAUGACGAGACGUUCAGAAGUGAAAUUUCAGAUCAGUCACUGUUACAUCCUGAAGAUGAGAUGGUAGCAGAAAUGGAGCCUGAACAGUCAAUGGAUCUGUUAUCCAAGUUUGCAUCUAAUGUUGAAAAAAGAAUCCAGCAAGCCAUUCAAGAGAUCCUGCCACAAAAAGUGGAUAAUCGCCAUCAACAAGAACCGAGUGAACAAAUGGAGACUGAGGGUAAACAAGGGGAGAACUUAACCAGAGGUUCUGUAAAAGAAUCCACUCAGGUGAUGAUUGAUCAUAGUGAAGAGGUGCAAAAAGAAGAUGGCCAGGAGCCAGAAAAACAUGAGUACAUGGAAGGUGGACCCACUGAGAGCACAGUAAUGGUCCAUCGUGGGUCUGAAGAUGUGAAGUCAGAAGAAAUUAUAGUCAACAGAGAAACCAAAGAUCCCAGAUGCUUCCCAGGAUUUCCAGCAGGGAAUGAGGACCUUAAAUCUUUGCAGACCAAAAGCAGCACUGAUGUGGAGCAGUCAGAUCAGUUCUCUUCUACAAGUAAAGAGUCAGACAACAAAAGCAAAACGAAGAGGAAGAGUAAAAAGAAGGCAAGAGGGAAAGAAGUAGAAACUGAAACUCAUCUUCCAGAGAUGAAACAUGAUCUUCAAACUCAUCGAACCAGUCCAGAAACCAAAGAGACCCCACAGGUUGCUCCUGUUGCCACAGAAGAAAUCACAUUGGAUGCAAAUGUGCAGAAGUCAGACUCCUACCUUCCAACUGCUACUGACCCUUCCUCUGACGAGAGAAUGGAAAGGACUGAAGAGAAAGUUGAGACUGAAAAUGUUUUGGUAGAUCAAGAGCAGGAAGAGGUUCUUCUUGAACCAAACACUGAGAUGGAGGAAGAUGCAACCAGGACAAUAUUAGGUAGAACUCCAGAGAAGGUUUACAUGAAGGUAGAGGAAGAGGAAUCAGCGAUAGAGCAGGAAGAAGUUUCUCUUAAACCAAACACUGAGAUGGAGGAAGUUGAAGCUAAAACAAUGUUACUAAUGUCGUCACAAGAGGUUUCUAAGCAGGAAGAGAUAAAAAAGGAAUCUAUGGAGAAGACUUUGAUUGCUAAACAACUGGAAGUGCCAGAGGUGCAGAAGAGCAUAGAAGCAGAAUCUCUGACAAAAUCAAGUCUUAAAGAGGAUGAAAAAGUGGCCUUGAUUCUGAAAGCUAAAGAGAGCAUCCUUAAGAAAGUGUUUGAGAAGGGAGUGAGUGAAAAACAGGCAGCCCAGGAGCUGGAGGUGCUGAGGAAGAAGAAGCAAAGUAAAACGGGUGAUAAGAAGACAGAAACUAACAGUGAAGAAGGUGAUGCUGACAAGAGCAGCUCUGCUCUACAGAAAGACCGUAAAGACCAAGUAACUGUCAAAAAGGACACUGUGGAGCUGCAGAGAACACCUGGAGAUAUUCCUGCAGUUCAAGAGAUGCUGGGAACGUCUUCAAAUGAAGACAUCAGGGCUAAGCAGAAAGAUGUUGAGAUUCUUCCAACAGUCUCAAAAAGUAAGAGAAGCAAGAGGAGCAAAAAGCUAAAACCAACUGGAGAUAAAGCUGAGAUGGAGAAGGCACCCACAGAUCUGAAAGAUCCAACAUGCGCCACAAAAUCUCCUCCUGCACCAGAGUCAGACGGCACAGUUUUGAAGGAAUACUUGAAGGUGAGCACUGAUGAUGACCAGGCAGCUGGAAUAUCUACCAAGAAAUCAAAGAGUCUAAAACCAACCAAAUAUCAGCCUGAAUUGGAGAAGGUAAAACCAGAUGGGAAAAUGGCUUCUGGCCUGAAAGAUACAAAAAUGAUCUCAAAAUCUGAUGCAAAGCAACAGCCAGAAAGCAGAAUUUUGUCUGAAGCCGGGAAGUUGAGCACUGACACUGAUGAUCAUUCAGUUGGUACAACUACCAAAAAACCAGAGAGUCUAAAACCAACCAAAGAUCAGCCUGAAAUGGAGAAGGCACUGCCAGAUGUUGAAGAUCCAAAAUGUACAACAAAAUCACCUACUGAAUCGAGGUCUGACAGAAAAGUUUUUACGGAAGAUGUCAAGAUGAGCACUGAUAAUUAUGAGUCAGUUACAAAGGAGACAAAGGAUGAAAAACCAACUGAAGAUCAACCUGAGGUGAGGAAGGUAAAACCAGAUGGGAAAAUGGCUUCUGGCCUGAAAGGUACAAAAAUUAUCUCAAAAUCUGGUGCAAGUCAACAGCCAGAAAGCAGAAUUUUGUCUGAAGACCUAAAUGUGAACACUGAUACUGAUGAUCGGUCAACUGGUGCAGCUACCAAUAAGACAAAGAGUCUAAAACCAAGCGAGAUGAAGAUGGUAACUUCACAUUUGAAAGAUCCAGAAUGUACAACAAUUUCAGCUGCAGGACCAGAACCGGAUGGAAAAGUUUUGACUGAAAAUGUGAAGGUGAGCACUGAUGAUCAGUCAGUUGGUGCAGCUACCAUGAAGCCUGGAAGUUUGAAACCAUCUGAAGAUCAGCCUGAAAUGGAGAAGGCAACUUCACACCUGAAAGAUCCAAAAUCUGCAACAAAAUCAGCUGCAGAACCAGAAUUGGACAGCAUAGUUUUGACUGAAGACUUGAAGGAUAUUAAUUAUCAGUCUAUUGUUCCAACUACCAAGAAGUCAAAGAGUCGAGACGAUCAGCCAGAGGUGGAGAAGCUAAAACCAGAUGAGAAAAUGGGUUCUGACCUGAAAGGUAUGAAAAUUACCUCAAAAUCUGAUGUAAAGCAACAGCCGGAAAGCAGAAUUUUAUCUGAAGACCUAAAGGUGAGCUUUGAUACUGAUGAUCAGUCAGUUGGUGCAGCUACCAAGGAGCCAAAGAUGCUAACUAAACAUCAGCCUGACGUGGAGAAGUUACUGUCAGAUCUGAUAGAUCCAAAAUAUAUGACGAAAUCAGCUGCAGAACUGGAGUCAAAUGGCACAAUGUUGACUGAGGAUGUGAAUGUCAGCACUGAUGAUGGUCAGUCAGUUGGUGCAGCUAGCAAGGAGCCAAAGAGUGAAAAACCAGCUGAGGAUCAGCCUGAGCUGGAGAAGAUCACCUCCAAAGGAAAAGGAGAUUCUGACCUAAAAGACAUGAAAACUAUCACAAAAUCUGGUGCAAAGCAACCAACAGAAAGCAGAGUUUUGACUGAAAACCUAAAGGUGAGCACUGAUGAUGAUCAUUCAAAGGGUCUAACUACUAAGGAGCCAAAGAGUGAAAAACCAGCUGAAGAUCAGUCGGAGCUGGAGAAAAUGACCUCCGAUGGAAAAAUGGAUUCUGACCUAAAAGAUCUAAAAAUAACCUCAGGAUCUGAUGCAAAGCAACCAGAAAGCAGAUUAUUGUCUAAAGAUUUAACUGUGAGCCUUGAUACUGAUGGUCAGUCAGUCGGUGACCCUGCUAGACCAUCAGAUGUUGGUAAAGUCAAUCAGAAACACCCUGAAGGAGUCAAAAGUCUCCAAAAAAGUCAGAUCGAACGAGCUACAGGAUUACACUUAGACCAGAGCGACUUGACAGAGUUAUCUCAGGAGGUUUCUAGCAAACAGGAGAGAGAGUCCUUGGCUCAACCUGCUGCUCUUGACCCACAUUCUGAGAAAAGCCAAAAGAAGGAAACCCUGCAGCCACCUGCAGCUGAAAGCUCCGAUGUUUCUGAAUCUUUAACAAACCUGCAGCAACAUCUGGAUUCUCCAGAAACUGCUGCUUUAUCUAAAGAAGAUACUUCAAUUAAAUCUGAAUCUAUAAAAGUGACUGAGGUGGAUCUGAGCAAUGAGACCCUAGAAGACGAAGAAAAAGUUUCCAAGAAUCAAGAAACUCUGUCGACCAAAGAGGAAGCACCGUCCACAGGAAGCAAGUCAUCAUUAUUGCGUCAGGAAUGUCUUGAACAUGACCAGCGAAUCAUAGCGCUGCUCUCCAUGGUCCGACACGUUGAAGUCCGACUGAAACAGCAGCAGCAGCAGCAGCAGUCGGUGGGCCGCAGCCUCAUCACGUUGGACGGCAUCAUCAACCGGACUGAGACGUUGGACCUUGAACUCUCCAACUUGGAGCCUGAGAUAAGCAAAGAAGUUGAAGCUGCAGAGCGACUGUUAGAGCCCAGACCGACCGACGUUCCUCCGCAGCUGCUGCUGGCCUUAGAGAAAGAUGGGCGGAGCUUAGCCCGAGCUUACGAAGCGGCUCGGUUGCUCUCCGAGAGCGUCCUGCAAAGUCUGCGGGACCACAGAGACUCAUGCAAGGAUGCGGUGGCAGCUGAGCAGAAAUGUUUGGGACAACGUGUGGACAGGCUGCUGUCCAGGUUGAGUGAGACAGAGGCUCAGAUGGACGGAGACACAGCGGGGAAGGAGGGGACCCAGGCUGGGCUCACACAGCAGCUGGAUCUCUGCAAGGAACUCCAGUCUUCGCUGUCGACUUGCUCCGUGGAAGUCAGCAGCCUGGUCUCCGACAUCCAGCUCUUCAUCUCUGAGCGUGCUCAGGACCUGGCCCCCGAGCAGAGCAGGCGGCUCCUGGAGCAGCUGCAGCAGCUGCAGACGGCCUUCCACCACACGUCAGGCCGAGCCGAGGCCUGGGCCGGCGCUCUGACCGCUCAGCGCGGCAGGGAGGAGGAGGAGAGGCGGCGCCGAGAGAGGCGCAGGGAGGAAGAGGAGGAGGACAGAGAAAGGAAAAAAGCGAGGGAGAGAGAGGUGGUGCAGCAGCAGAAAGCAGAGUGCUCUCGGACACUGGAGGGCCUCAACGCGUGGUUGGCCGGAGCCGCAGGCCUGCUGGCCAAUCAGAGGGCUGGACCGGAGUCAGGUGACGUCAGCGCCCUGCAAGAGAGGCAGACAAAGCUGAAGGAGGUGCAGAGGGACCUGCAGGCGAAAGCCGACGGCGUGGCUCAGGCCAUCCGGUCGGUGGAGGAGUUUCUGGCAGAGAAAGGAGACAGUCUGAGUGCAGAGGAGAAGAAGAACCUCCAGGUGGCGCUGGAAAGACUGAAGGAGCAGUACGCCGCCCUGACGGACUCGACCAACACGUCGCUGUCAGAACUCGACGACGCCAUCAGUACGACCGUACAGCAGAACACGCAGAGGGCGAAAGCGGUGGAGGAGCUCCAGGAAACCCAAAGCCAGAUCGACUCCCUGCUCUCCUCCUUCAGCCAACUGGACCGGAUCGCAGCGCCGCAGGAUGUGCCGGACUCUUCCGUUUCACCACCGGAGGGCGCUGUGGAGUCGCACACAGAGAUGCUGCAGUCGGAGCUGCAGCAGCUCCAGGCUCAGCAGGCGCAGCUGCUGCAGAUCAGCCAAUCAGCUCGCUCCCUGCUGGAGCAGCCCGACUCCACGGUUCCCCCCGAGGAGAAGCAGCGGCUCCGGGCCGCCCUGGACCGGCUGCAGGCCCAGCACCAGGACAGGCUGCACAGCUGUCAGGAGCGUCUGAGGAAAUCUGAGGCUCUGCAGGACGAGCUGACCAAAUUCCUCCAGGAACACGGAAACCUGGGCUCCUGGCUGGAACUAAGUGAACAGGAGCUGCGUUCUUUGGGGGAAGGAGAAACCGACGCGCAGGGCCUGAAGGACCGGCUGGAGGAACACAGAAAGCUGGGUGAGGAUGUCAUCUGCCACAAGGCCGACCUUCGCUUCGUCUCCAUCUCGGGCCAGAAGGUUCUGGACUCUGUUCAGGGCGCUCUGGAGCAAGCUGGAGGUUCUGACCCGGCUCUGGACGGCAUCAGGCGGCUCGUCUCCGACAAGCUGCAGGACGCCAACCACAGAUACACGACGCUGCACACCAAGUCGACAGAGCUGGGCGGCCGGUUGGGCGGCCUGUUGGAGCGGUACCAGCAGUACCAGGACGAGGUGGUGUCCAUUCAUUCCUGGCUCAGCGCUCACGAGCAAAACCAAAGCAUAGCCAAGUCCAGCGGAGACACGGACCCGCAGAACCUCCAGAACGCCCUGCGGCAGGUUCAGCUGGUGCAGGACGAGCUGGCCGAGCGCUCGGUCCAGCUGGAGAAGGUGAAGCGAGCAGGAAGAGAUCUGGUCAGCACCGACGAAUCUCCGUCUUUGAAAGCCGUUGACAUCCUCUGCGCUGCAGACGGGUUGGAGAAGCGGUUCGGCAGCCUGUCUGCGUCGGUGUCGGAGCGGGCCGAGCAGCUGCAGACGGCCGUGGCCCAGUCCGUCAGCGUCCAGGAGGGCCUGAAGGGCCUGCUGGGCUGGUUGGACCAGCUGGUUCUGAACCCCGGACCGGUCCAGCCCACCGCCCAGGCCGUGCAGGACGCACUGACCCAGAACCAGAAACUUCGUCAGGAGCUCCUCUCCAGGCAGGGCAGCGUGGAAGCGACGCGCGACUCCGUCUCCAAGCUGCUGCAGAGCUCGGACGCCUCCGCGGCGCCGGGCCUCCACGGCAGCCUGGACGACCUGACCCGGCGCUACGCCGCGGCCCAGAGCAGCCAGGCGGAGCGGGAGGCCCAGCUCAAGGCGCUGCUGCCCCGGCUGGAGAGCUACGAGAGGCUGGGCGCCGACCUGCAGGCCUUCACCCAGAGCAGGCUGAAGGCCCUGAGUCCCGCCGGACAGCCGGACCGCAGCGUCCACGACUACAGGCAGACCGUCGAGGAGGUGAAAUCUGAGCUGGAGCAGGAGGCAGGUCAGCUGAAAUCCUUCUGCGGCCUCGGCGCCGAGCUCAGCCAGUCCAGAGCGCUCAGCGACACCCAGAACCUGCUGGAGAACGUCAAAGAUGUGACCGACGAGUUCACCAAGCUGGAGGAAAACGUCAAUGAAAGGUUUGCUGCCAUCCAGGCCUGUGAGCAGCAGCUCCACCAGUUUCGCGGCCUCUCCGGCUCCCUGGUCCGCUGGCUGCAGAUGGCCCAGGACCAGCUGCCCUCCAAGGAGGCCAACCUCAACACCGAGGGUCUGCAGAGGCGGGUCCAGCAGCUCCAGGACUUGCUGAAUGACUGGGAGUCCCAAGGAUCCAGAAUCCAAGACCUGAACAAGACCGGUUCCGAGCUGGAGUCGCUCAUCAUCGACGUCACGACUCCUCAGACCAAAACUGGAGUUCCUCAGAUCAACGGUUCUGCCGGUCCCAGCAGCGUCAACGGCAUCCACACCUGCAAAGACCUGACGGAGCUGCAGGUGACCGUCUCAGACGUGAACGCUCGCUACGACGCUCUGGGCAGCGAGCUGAAGGAGCGUCUGGGCCGCCAGCAGGCCUCUCUGGAGCUGCGGCAGAAGGCCCGGCAGAACACGGAGGAGCUCAGGAGCUGGCUGAGCGACCGAGAGAAAAGCCUGACGCUGGGACAGACCACUUCCCCGUCCAAACCCGAGGUGGUGCGCGCUCAAGCCCAACAAAACAAGGCUUUGCUCUCAGAGCUGGCUGAGCAUUCAGGGAAGGUGGAGGAGCUGAAAAGUACGUUGAGAAAACUAAUCGCAGACAAUCCCGACUCCCCCGAGGCCGACGGCUGGAGGCAGCAGCUGCAGGAGAUCGACUCCCGCUGGCAGACGGCCAAUCAGACGGCAGCUCAGCGACAGACGGAGCUGGAGACGUGCGCCGACCGACUGGGCAGCUUUGCCUCGGCGGCCAAUCAGCUCGGCCCCUGGCUGAGAGAGAAGGAGCUGAUGAUGAGCGUGCUGGGGCCCCUAAGCAUCGACCCCAACAUGCUCAACACGCAGAAGCAGCAAGUCCAGUUUAUGCUGCGGGAGUUUGACACGCGGCGGCCCCAGUUUGACCAGUUGACCCAGUCGGCAGAGGGAAUCCUGUCUCAAACCGGGGACUCGGCUCAGGACCCCAAAGACCUGGAGGAGGUCCGGACUGAACUGGGCUCCAUCUCCCAGCAGUGGGAGGAUCUGACCGGCCGGCUGACUCAGCGGUCCAGUCACAUCGAUCAGGCUCAGGGAACCAGCGAAAAAUACCAGGCCUUGCUUAAGGAUCUGUCCUCCAGCAUUGCGUCGCUCGGUGAGAGGCUGGACGCCCAGGCCUCGCUCAGCGCCCAGCCUGAGGCUCUGAAGCGUCGGCUGCAGGAAACCGGAGAGAUCCGGUCGGAGCUGGAGCGGCGGCGUGGUGAGCUGUCGGAGGCCGAGAGGCUCUGUGGGGAGCUGAGCGCCAUCGUGGCCGAGCCGUACCUAAAGGAGGAGCUGAGCAAGCGGCUGCAGAGUGUCAGCGCGCCGCUGAGGAGCCUAGAGGAGAGAGCAGCGGACGGCCUGACCCAGCUCCAGGCCGCUCUGUCCUCCACGCAGCAGUUCCAGCAGAUGUUUAAGGAGUUGCGCUCCUGGCUGGACAAGCAGUCGGACCCCAAACAAUCCCCCUCCGACUCGCUCCCCUGCCGCCCCGAGGCCAUCCGCUCCCUGCUGGCGCAGACCGAGGAGCUGCAGCGCGCCGUCGCCGGCCAGCGGGGCUCCUACGAGCUGAUCCAGGCAGAGGGCGUGUCGAUGCUCGCCACGCUGCCUGCGGACGAGCGCGCCGCUCUGCAGGCCCGCCUGGCCUCGCUGAGGCAGGACUGGGAGGCCGUGAACCAGCGGAUCGCGGCGCGGGAGACCCGGCUGAAGAACUCGCUGGGCAAAGCGGAGACGUACCAGCAGCACCGCGCCGAGCUGACGCCGUGGCUGGCCGAGUGCGAGCAGAAAGACAGAGAGGUCCGACCGUCGCUGGACCCGUCUGUCCUGGAUGAGUCUCUGCAGAAAGCCCGGGCGCUGACACUGGACCUGGAGAGACGGCAGCCCCUGCUGGAGGCUUUUAAUACUGCAGCCGACCAGCUGCUGGAGCAGUGCGGCAUCGGAGAGGAGGAGCUGCGAGACGAGAAGGCGCAGCUGAACCGGCGGGUGGACAGACUGAGUGAGGACCUCCUGAACCGGACCUCCCAGCUGGAGGAGCUGGCCGGCCGCCUGAAGGAGUUCGAGGAAGGCAGACAGGCUGUGGAGAGGAGGCUGGAGGCCGCCAAGCAUCAGAUCGAAGUCCAGGAGGCUCUUGGACCUCAGGCAUGCAGCGCUAAAAGCCUGGAGAGACUGAGGAGUCAGCAGGAGAGUCUGCGCUCCCUGCAGCCUCAGGUGGUCUACCUCAAAGAUCUGGCGCAGGGCCUGGUGCAGGACGCACCCCAGACACCAGGGGGCAGCACUGAGGGAAUACAGAGGCUGCAGGAGCAGGCCAAGGACACCGAGAAGGACUAUGAUGAGGUCACUGAUAAGAUCGAGCUCUGCUGCUCCUCCCUGGAGUCGCGCCUGCAGGGCGUCGGCGAAGUCCAGUCCCACGUCCGCGACGUCUUCUCCCGCCUCGCCGACCUGGACGACGAACUGGACUCCCUGAGUCCCGUCUGCCGUGACGCCGACUCGCUGGCGUCGCAGGCAGACGCCGUGAAGAGCUUCCUGUCCCGCCUGUCCGACCUGAGGACGGAGCUGGAGGGACACGCCGCCGACUGCACCGCCAUGUUGAAGAGGGAAGGCUCCUCGCCGGACCUGCUGGCUCUGCGCAGGGAGACGGAGGCGCUGAGCCGCCAGGCUGGCAAGCUGAGCGAGCGCGGCCAGGCCAGGCUGGUUCAGAUCGAGGACGCCGCAGAGAGAGUACAGGACUUCUACCGGCUGGUGGCGGAGCUGCAAGGCAUGCUGGGAAAAGCCGAAGACGGGCUGAACUCGCAGGGUGUGGUCGGCACGGAGGUGGAGAUGAUCAAACAGCAGCUGCAGGAGUUCAAGGCUGUGGAGCGUGUGCAGGUGGACGGCAUCCAGCCGAAGCUGCAGCACGUCAACGCCGUUGGUCAAGGCCUGAUCCAGAGCGCCGCCAAGCACACCGACACGCAGGCGCUGGAGCACGACCUGGAGACCACCAACCUGCGCUGGAACUCGCUCAACAAGCGGGUUGCAGAACGUAUCGCCCAGCUGCAAGAGGCCCUGUUGCAUUGUGGGAAGUUUCAGGAUGCGCUGGAGCCUCUGCUCAGCUGGCUGAGUGACACGGAGGAGCUGGUAGCCAAUCAGAGGCCUCCGUCUGCCGAAUACCGCGUCGUGAAGGCUCAGAUCCAGGAGCAAAAGCUGCUGCAGAGAUUGUUAGACGACCGCAGGCUGACGGUGGAGAUGAUCCGCGCGGAAGGAGCCAGGAUCGCAGCCACGGCGGAUUCUCAGGACCGGGAGAAGAUCCAGGUCCAGCUGCAGCAUCUGUCGGAGCGAUGGUCGGACCUGCUGGACAAGGCCGGCGGCAGGCAGCGGCAGCUGGAGGAGCUGCAGGUUCUGGCUCUGCAGUUCCACGAAGCGCUGGAGCCGCUGGGAGAGUGGCUGAGCGCCACCGAGAGACGCCUGAGCUCCGCCGAGCCCAUGGGAACCCAAACGGCCAAGAUCACCCAGCAGAUCGUCAAGCACAAGGCGCUCCAGGAGGACGUUUCCUCCAGAGAGGCUGAGGUUGACCACCUCGAGUCCCUCAGCCAGUCUCUGUCCCCGCUCAGCUGCGCGGCCGAUCGUGAUUGGCUGCGUGAGCGCGUGGGGGCGGUGCGGUCGGGUCACUCGGAGCUCGCCGAUUGGUGCGCUGGGCGGGCGGCGCUGCUGGAUCAGGCGCUGGCCAACGCGAGGCUGUUUGGUGAGGAGGAGGUGGAGGUGCUGAACUGGCUGGCGGAGGUGGCUCAGAGACUGGGUCAGGUCUCGGUGCAGAGCUACCAGCCCCAGCUGCUGGCCGAGCAGCACAAACACACACUGGCUCUUAAUGAGGAAAUCCUGAGCAGGAAGAAAACUGUGGAUCAGGCCAUCAAAAACGGACAAGCUUUGCUCAAGCAGACCACAGGUGAAGAAGUGCUGCUGAUCCAGGAGAAGCUGGACGGGAUCAAGUCCCGCUACGCCGAGAUGACGGCCGGCAGCAGCAAGGCGCUCCGCACGCUGGAGCAGGCCCUGCAGCUGUCCACGCGCUUCGCCGCGGCCCACGACGACCUCAACCAAUGGCUGGACGGCGUGGAGGCGGAGCUUAGCAACAUGGAGCCGGAUGCCUCGCCUGCCUACCAGGAGAGACAGAAGGAGCUGAAGAAAGUGUCGGCUGAGAAGCGCCUGGUUCUGGACACGGUGAACGAGGUGGGCAACGCCCUGCUGGAUCUGGUGCCGUGGCGCGCCCGCGAAGGCCUGGACCGGCUCGUCGCCGACGCCAACCAGCGGUACCGACACGCCGAUGAAACCAUCACUCAGCGUGUGCAGCUGGUGCAAGCUGCCAUCCAGAGGUCGCAGCAGUAUGAGGAGGCGGUGGACGCAGAGCUGGCCUGGGUCGGGGAGACGGAGCGGAAGUUGACGUCUCUGGGCCCCCUGAGUCUGGAGCCGGACGUGACCGUGGCUCAGCUGCAGGUGCAGAGGGCCUUCAACAUCGACAUCAUCCGACACAAAGACACCGUCGACCAACUGCUCAGCGUCCGAGACGAAGUGCUGGAAGCCUGCAGCGACGCGCAGAAGGACGCUCUGAUGGUGAAGACGGAUUCUCUGAGCUCGCGUUACGACACGGUGAGCCAGAGCCACAGCGAGCGGUUCUCGGCUCUGGAGCAGGCUCAGGUUCUGGUGGCUCGGUUCUGGGAGACCUACGAGGAACUGGAGCCGUGGCUGGGCGAGACCGAAGCCCUCAUCACUCAGCUUCCGCCUCCAGCGAUCGACACAGACGCUCUGCGGCUGCAGCAGGACCAGAUGAGGCUGCUCAGGGAGUCGAUCGCGGAGCACAAACCUCACAUCGACAAGCUGCUGAAGAUCGGGCCGCAGCUGGCCCAGCUCAGCCUCCAGGAGGGGGCGACGGUGACGCAGCGCUACACUGAGGCAGAGAGGCGCUACCUGGCCAUCAAGGAGGAGGUCAAAGGUCGCGCCAGAGCGCUGGACGAGGCGGUGUCCCAGUCUGCACAGCUGGUAGAGUUCCACGACAAGAUGGAUCCUCUGCUGGAGACUCUGGAGGCGGCGGUGCAGAGGCUCCGACAGCCUCCGCCGGUCGCCGCCGAGGUGGAGAAGAUCCGGGAGCAGCUGGCGGAGCACCGCGCUCAGGGGCUGGAGCUGGACAAGCUGCUGCCCAGCUUCUCCGCCCUCUGCUGCCGCGGGGAGGAGCUCAUCAGCCGGGCGGCGCACGACGACCCGGCGGCUCAGGCCGUUCGCUCCCGGCUCCUGCGUUUGCGCUCCCUUUGGGACGAGAUCCGGCAGCGAGCCGAGGAGAGAGAGAGCAAGCUGAACGACGUCCUGGACCUGGCCGGGAAGUUCUGGGCCGACGUGGCGGCUCUGCUGAGCACGCUCAGAGACUCCCAGGACAUCGUGAGGGAGCUGGAGGACCCCGGGGUGGACCCGUCGCUCAUCAAGCAGCAGAUCGAAGCAGCCGAGGCCAUCAAGGCGGAGACGGACGGCCUGAGGGAGGAGCUGGAGUUCGUCCGGACGCUCGGGGCUGACCUCAUCUUCGCCUGCGGAGAAACCGAGAAACCUGAAGUCAAGAAAACCAUCGAUGAGAUGAAUGCUGCCUGGGAGAGUCUGAACCGAACAUGGAGGGAGAGGAUGGAGCGGCUGGAGGAGGCCAUGACCGCCUCAGUUCAGUACCAGGACGCGCUGCAGUCCAUGUUCGACUACCUGGACAACGCCGUGAUCAAGCUGUGCGACAUGUCGACCGUAGGAACCGAUCUGGGAACAGUCAAACAGCAGAUAGAGGAGCUCAAGCAGUACAAGGUGGACGUCUACCAGCAGCAGAUCGACAUGGAGAAGCUCUGCCACCAGGGGGAGCUGCUGCUGAAGAAAGUGUCGGACCAGACGGACCGGGACAUGAUCCAGGAGCCGCUGACAGAACUGCGGCACCUCUGGGAGAAUCUGGGAGAUAAAAUCACCCAGAGACAGCACAAGCUGGAGGCGGCGCUGCUGGCUCUUGGUCAGUUCCAGCAUGCUCUCUCUGAGCUGCAGGCCUGGCUGAGCCACACCCACACCACUCUGGACACGCAGCGGCCCGUCAGCUCCGACCCCAAAGCCAUCGAGAUCGAGCUGGCGAAACACCACGUUUUACGUAACGACGUGCUGUCCCAUCAUGCCACGGUGGAGACUGUGAACAGCGCCGCCGCCGAGCUGCUGGAGUCGUCUCCGGGCGACGAGGCCAGCCACCUGCGGGACCAGCUGGACCAGCUCAACCGCAGCUGGGAGAGUCUGCUGCUAAAAACCCAGGAGCGGCAGAAGCUCCUGGAGGCCGCCCUGCAGCAGGCUGAAGGUUUCCAUGGCGAGCUGGAGGAGUUCCUGCAAUGGCUGAGGCGGACGGAGAGCCAGCUGUCUGCCGCCAAGCCGACCGGAGGCCUCCCAGAAACGGCCAGGGAGCAGCUACAGCAGCACAUGGAGCUGCAGGCUCAGCUGAACCAGCGGGCAGAACAGUACAACCACCUGCUGGAUCAGGGAGAGUCCAUGCUGCUGGCCCGAGGAGGAGAGGACGCCGGACCCGGAACCACCCAGACCCAGCAGAACCUGGCCAUGCUGCAGAACAAGUGGGCCAGCCUCAACACCAAGAUGGACGACCGCAGGGGGAAGCUGGAGGAAGCCGUUUCCUUGGCAACCGGUUUCCAGACGUCCCUCCAGGACACCAUGAACUGGCUGACGCAGGCCGAACAGACCCUGAACAUGGCCCAACCCCCCAGCCUCAUUCUGGACACGGUCCUCUUCCAGAUCGAUGAGCACAAGGUGUUUGUGAACGAGGUGAACACCCACAGAGAGCAGGUCCUGGCUCUGGAGAAAGCAGGCUCUCAGCUUCGCUUCGCCAGUCUGAAGCAGGACGUGGUUCUGAUCAAGAACCUGCUGCUGAGCGUCCAGGCCCGCUGGGACAAGCUGGUCCAGAGGUCCCUGGACCGGGGCCGACACCUCGAUGAGGCCCGGAAACGAGCCAAGCAGUUCCACGAGGCCUGGAGGAAGCUGACGGACUGGCUGGAGGAAGCUGAGAAAAGACUCGACUCGGAGGUGGAGAUCUCCAACGAGCCGGACAAGAUCAAAGUUCAGCUGACCAAACACAAGGAGUUUCAGAAAGCGCUGGGAUCCAAGCAGCCGGUUUACGACACCACAGUGAGGUCAGGGAAGGCCAUGAGGGACAAGGCUCAGCUGCCUGCAGACCAGCAGAAACUGGACCACCUGGUGGGGGAAGUCCGGGACAAGUGGGACACCGUCUGUGGGAAGAGCGUUGAAAGGCAGCACAAGCUGGAGGAGGCUCUGCUGUUCUCAGGCCAGUUUGCCGAAGCGCUGCAGGCGUUAGUGGACUGGCUGUACCGGGUUGAGCCUCAGCUGGCUGAAGACCAGCCGGUCCACGGCGACAUGGACCUGGUGUCCAACCUCAUGGACGCACACAAGGUUUUCCAGAAAGAACUGGGUAAGCGGACCGGCAGCGUUCAGGCUCUGAAGCGGUCAGCCCGCGACCUGAUGGAGACCGGCCGGGAUGACACGGCGUGGGUCAAAGUUCAGCUGCAGGAGCUGAGCAACCGCUGGGACACAGUGUGUGCUCUGUCCGUCACCAAGCAGACCCGCCUCCAGCAGGCGCUCAAACAGGCUGAGGAGUUCCGCACGGCGGUGCAGAUGCUGCUGGAGUGGCUGUCGGAGGCGGAGCAGACGCUCCGUUUCCGUGGCGUUCUCCCCGAAGAGGCCGAGACGCUGCAGGCGCUGCUGCACACGCACCGCGACUUCAUGGGAACGGUGGAGGAGAAGCGGGCCGACGUGAACAAGGCCGCCGGCAUGGGAGAGGCCAUCCUGACCGUGUGUCACCCCGACUCCAUCACCACCAUCAAACACUGGAUCACCAUCAUCAGGGCGCGCUUCGAGGAGGUGCUGACGUGGGCCAAACAGCACGAGCAGCGGCUGGAGACGGCUCUGACGGAGGUGCUCAACAACGCCAACCUGCUGGAGGAGCUGUUGUCAUGGUUACAGUGGGCCGAGACCACGCUGGUCCAGAGGGACACGGAGCCGCUUCCUCAGGACAUCCCGCAGCUGAAAACGCUGAUCACGGAGCACCAGACGUUCAUGGAGGAAAUGACCCGGAAGCAGCCAGACGUGGACAAAGUGACGAAAAGCUACAAAAGGAAACCAGCGGAGCCUCCCAGCAGCCUGGCGGAGAGGAGAGGAGCUCGUAAACACCAGCAGCAGCAGCAGCAGCAGCCCAGCAUGCAGCUCUCCGGGGGAAACCCGCGCCUCAACCAGCUCUGUGCGCGCUGGCAGCAGGUGUGGCUGCUGGCUCUGGACCGCCAGCGGAAACUCAACGACGCUCUGGACCGCCAGGAGGAGCUCAAAGAAUUCGCCAACUUUGACUUUGACGUGUGGAGGAAGAAGUACAUGCGCUGGAUGAACCACAAGAAAUCCCGCGUCAUGGAUUUCUUCCGACGCAUCGACAAGGACCAAGAUGGAAAAAUCACGCGGCAGGAGUUCAUCGACGGCAUCCUGGCCUCCAAAUUCCCGACCAGUAAGCUGGAGAUGUCGGCCGUGGCGGACAUCUUUGAUCGAGACGGAGACGGUUACAUCGACUACUACGAGUUCGUGGCGGCGCUUCACCCCAACAAGGACGCCUACAGGCCGACCACCGACGCCGACAAGAUAGAGGACGAGGUGACCCGCCAGGUGGCCCAGUGUAAGUGCGCCAAGCGGUUCCAGGUGGAGCAGAUUGGAGAAAACAAGUACAGGUUCUUCCUCGGAAACCAGUUUGGCGACUCCCAGCAGCUGCGCCUGGUCAGGAUUCUGCGCAGCACCGUGAUGGUGCGAGUCGGCGGCGGCUGGAUGGCUCUGGAUGAGUUCCUGGUCAAGAACGAUCCGUGCAGAGUGAAACAUCCAGGACUUAAGAUUCUCCGCUCCGAUUCCAGUAGCUCCAUCUCAUCUCGUAUAGUGACAGUCACUCCUGGCUAUUUCUGCUGCCGAGCUCGAGGUCGCACCAACCUGGAGCUGAGGGAAAAGUUCAUCCUUCCUGAAGGAGCGUCUCAGGGCCUGGCUGCGUUCCGCUCUCGGGGUCGACGCUCCAAACCGGGCUCACGAAACGCUUCGCCAACCCGUUCGUCGUCCUCAGCUUCCCACAGCGGCGCCUCGCUCCCGUCGGCUCCCUCCACACCUGCCACACCGACGGCUUCGGCUUCAUCUAGGUCCUCCCUCACUCACUCGCGUGACUAUGCCAAGCCCUGGCUUGCACACAGUAAAACUCCAACGCCAACCAAGUGCCACUGCUGCCCAGACCUCGGUCACAACCACAGCGCUCCUGGGCACGAGGGGGCGGCGUCUGGCUCCAAACUGAAGAGGCCGACGUUCCACUCGAGUCGAGGCUCGCUGACCGGAGAGAACGGAGGAACGCCGCACAGCAGCAAGCGCACAGAUCCAAAGCGAGGGGCGGCGACGGCCAGCGGUCCGACCAGCCGCGCCGGCAGCAGAGCGGGCAGCCGGGCCAGCAGUCGCCGUGGCAGCGACGCGUCUGACGCCUCGGAGCUUCAGGACGCUCGCUCCGUCUGCUCCGACACUUCAGACACGCCAAGGCGGCCCGGCAGCGCCACCAAACCCUCCAAGAUCCCAACUAUAUCGAAGAAGACUCCCAGCCCCAAGACGCCAGGGUCUGCGAAGAAGUAAACCAGCUGAAGAAUCAGUCGGUGUUCUUGUUCUUCAUCCAGACGGCUGGUGUGAAAAUCCUGCACUAUAAGUGAUGUUUUUCCGGGGAAUGAAGGAGAUGGCGAUCCGAGUAAAUCUCCCUCUCACUCCUUCCCAAGUCUUGAAGACAUGCACAAGAGGAGAAGGUCUCUGGACCAGAAUCCGAGGGGUCAGCGAGAACUUUUCCCCCUUUAAAGCCCCAGUUUGCCUUCCAGUCUCCUCUUCUCAAACGUGAUGCUGCCUUACUUUAUGUUACACACAUUGUCGUGAUCAGAUGUCCGGCUUUCUAACUGACAGACGCACACUCGGACCCGUAGAGCGCGGGGCGCGGUGCUGCGUGGCGCGGAUCGGGGCACGCCGCCAACGCCGCAGCUACACAAACAGAAAAAGAAUUGUGGGAGAAUUAUUUUUACUUGUGGUCCAGAUGCCUCAAGGAUGCGUCAACAGAGAAAAUAUGCAACGACUGCCAUGUCUGUCGCUUGGCGAGAAAACCGUCACCUCAGCAGCGGCGGAGCUGAGGAAACGCUGUCUGACGCACACACACGCACACACACUUCCUGUGAGGAUCGGUGGAGGUGGUGACUCCGCCCAACCGCUGGAACGCUCCCCUCAGCCCCAAGCGUGCAUUUCAGCAAAGGGCGGUGUGGUUUCUUUUUCUCCUUUUUU